This is a messenger RNA of Solanum lycopersicum (tomato), 453 nucleotides long. NCBI's taxonomy places the organism in Eukaryota, Viridiplantae, Streptophyta, Magnoliopsida, Solanales, Solanaceae. The record is from RefSeq and is a predicted model, not a curated record.
GAAAUCAUUUUAUGCAAAACACAAGUCUCAUUGGUGUGUGCUUCUCAAAAUCCUUUGAACUCAUCAUCUGAAGUUAAAUAAAGUAUCUCACUAUGGCUAUCAAACUGAUCAGUCCCCUUGUUCAAGGUACUAGAAUAUUGAGGAGGUUUUCAAAUUCCGGAGGUGUUCCAAAAGGACAUUGUGCAGUAUAUGUAGGAGAGAGCCAGAAGAAGAGAUUCAUCGUGCCUAUAUCAUACUUGAGCCAGCCUUCGUUUCAAGACUUGUUAACUCAAGCUGAAGAACAGUUUGGCUUCGAUCAUCCAAUGGGCGGUCUCACAAUACCUUGCAAAGAAGAUGUGUUUGUUGAUCUCACAUCCCGCUUGAGACGAUGAAUUGUAUCAAAGUGCAAAUUCUCUUGCAGAGAAAUUUUGUGUAGUAGUAGUAGGACUUAGAUAUUAGAAAGAUGAGACUUAG